This is a messenger RNA of Harpia harpyja (harpy eagle), 2928 nucleotides long. Its product is annotated as tigger transposable element-derived protein 4-like. Gene Ontology annotation, biological process: regulation of DNA-templated transcription. Gene Ontology annotation, cellular component: nucleus. NCBI's taxonomy places the organism in Eukaryota, Metazoa, Chordata, Aves, Accipitriformes, Accipitridae. The transcript has 2 exons. The record is from RefSeq and is a predicted model, not a curated record. Bases 165 to 2276 code for a protein of 703 amino acids. Gene Ontology annotation, molecular function: DNA binding.
AUCCCACCCCAGGGACCCAUCCCGGCGCUGGGGGGAUGUUGUGUGCCCCACAUCCAGCCACCCUCUGACCCCCCCGCCUCUGCUUCUGGGCCCAUUUGGGGGGCUGCUGUUAAACAGCCCCUCCUGGAGCCGGGAUUGCGGGAAGGAGCCAGAGGCCGGUGGGGAUGGAGCAGGGGUGGUGGCGGUGGCCGGGGGGGGGACACGAGGUGUGGCAGGGACGUGGCAGAGGGGUGUCUCAGGGGAGCGAGGAGGGGGGCUGGGUCCCGCAGGGGCUGCCCCACGGCUCUCCCCUGCCCCGGGGCAGCUCCCCCCGUGCCAAGCAUGAGGCACCCCAGGGUCUCCCCAAAGUGCCCGAGCAGGAGAGUGCCGGGGGGAAAGGUUGGUGCAAGCGGUGCGGCCGCCCGUGGGGGCUGCAGGGGAGUCUGGCUGCUGUGUCGGGGGCCGUGGGGUGGAGGGGACCCCCCCACUCCCACUGGGGACGUCGGAGCGGUAUGGCCGCGGUGCCAGGGUCUCCGCAGCACCUGCCUGCGCGGAGCUGCCCCUCUCUUCCCGGAGCAGGCUUGGCUGGCCCCAAGCCGGAGGUCAUCCAGAAGCUGGAGCGAGGGGAAGAGCCACAUCUGGGGGACCCCCCAGCUGCCCCCAUGGGAGGGAGCCCGCAAGCCCCCGGCACAGCCGGCUCCCGCAGGCGCCGGCUCUCCGGCUGCGCCGCCGCUGCCGCCACCUGCAAGAGGAAGGAGCUCUCCCUGGCCGACCGGGUGAAGCUGCUGCAGGCGCUGGAGUCACCCUCUGCCUCCCUCUCCAGCGUGGCCAAGCUCUUCGGCAUCUCCAAGAGCCAGGCGGGCAGGAUCGGCCGGCGCCGCGAGCAGAUCCUGGCCGACUGGCACACCAACGCCAACCCGCUGCGCAAGCGCAAGCGGGAGGGCAAAGGGGGAGAGGUGGAGGACGCGCUCUUCACCUGGUUCCAGCAGGCGCUGGCCCGCGGCGAGCGCCUCUCGGGGCCCAUCCUGAAGGCCAAGGCGCAGGAGCUGGCCCUGAGCUCGGGCCGGGACUUUGAGGCCACCGACGGCUGGCUGUGCCGAUGGAAGACCCGCCACAACAUCGUCUUCAAGCGGCACCAGGGCGAGAAGGUGGACGUGGACAUCGGCGGCGCCCAGAGCUGGGUGAGCGAGGUGCUGCCCGCCCUCCUGGCCGGCUACCGUGCCCAGGACAUCUUCAGCGCAGAGGAGACGGGGCUGCUGUACCGCGACUACCCGGAGCGGGCACAGGCCCCCGGGGACCUCCGGGGGCUGGGCGGCAAGAAAGCCAGGGACCGCGUCUCCGUCCUCUGCUGCGCCAACCACACCGGCACGGAGAAGCGGCGCUUGCUGGUGGUGGGCAGGAGCUGGCGGCCGCGCUGCCUGCCCAAGGACCCGCGCGCGCUGCCGGUCACCUACGCCAGCUCGGCCAACGCGUGGGUGACGGCGCGCAUCUUCCAGGAGUGGAUCCUGCGGUGGGACCAGGAGCUUCGCCGCCACCGCCGCAGGGUCGUGCUUUUCGUGGGUCGCAGCAGCGCCCACCCCCCCGAGCUGAGGGCCAAGCUGCGCAACAUCAGACUGGUUUUCUUCCCCCCCGACGCCUCCAGCAUCACCCAGCCCAUGGACGUGGGCGUCAUCCCCAACCUGAAGGGCCACUACCGGGCGCUGGUGCUGGCCAGGGCGGUGCAGGACCCGGCACUGGCCCGGGCGGGACGAGUGGCCGAGAUCGCCGGCCGGGUGACGCUGCUGGAUGCUAUCUACCUCCUGCACAAGGCCUGGAGAUUGGUGCAGCCGGCCACGGUGCGGAGCUGCUUCCGGAAAGCCGGCUUCCACCUGGUGCCGCUGGAGCGGUGGGAGGCCGACCUGCCGCCACUGGCGGACGUGCCGCGGCCACCCUUCAUCAGCGAGCGGGACUUCGUGGCCUUCGUCGGCAUGGAUGCGGCGGAGCCAGCCGUGGGCGAUGCGGCGGGCGAGGAUUGCUCACUGGUGCAGCGGGGCCAGUGGGACACAGGGGCUGUGGGCAGGGAGGAGGAGGAAGAGGAGGAGGAGGAGGGUGAGCCAGAGACUGGGAGCCCCGUCACAGCUGCCGAGGCACUGGCCGGGCUGUCUGUAGCCAUGAAGUGGUGCCAGCUCCGCGGGCUGGUCUACCACUGGGAGCGGCUGCUGGAGACGGAGAGCACCCUGCGGAUGGCCAUCGUGGCCGAGGCCGCCCAGGGCACGCUGCCAGCGUGCGCCGGCUACGCGCCCGGCACGGUGCUGUAGGUGGGAGGUCGGCGCGCGCCAGAGCCUCGGUGGCCUUGCGUAGAGUAGGAGGGAUGGAGGGUGCGGGAUGGAUCCUGCAGCUCCUUCCUGGGAGCAGCACCUUGCUGCGUCCCUCUCGCACUUCCCGGCGGCGGGGGCUGCUGCUGGCACAGGGGAGGUCCCCGUGCUCCGUCAGAUCUGCUCCCAACCCAAGAGAUACCCAAAGCGGGGGGGCAGGGGGGCUGUCCCCAGUGGCCUCCAUCCCUGGCUGGGGGAUUGUACCAAGCUGUCGGUGCUGCUUGGGAUGGGGGACGAGAGACGGUGCUGCUCCGGGGUUUGCCUUACCCCAGCCCAGCCAUAUCAUCCCAGUUGGCCCCCCCAAGGUGCCGCAUCUCCCACCGGAGUGUUUGGCAGCUGCCCCUGCCUGCCCCCACACGCUGGCAGGGUGCCCUGGGCAAGCAGGGCUGCAGGCAGGGCUGCAGGCAGCGACCGUGCUGCUGGCGAAAUCCGGGCCAUGCUGUGUACCCGGGGCAUCCGCGGGGCCCUGGGAGCUUUUGGGCUUUCCUGUACCGCAGGGUCUGUUGCGUUCGUCCUGCUGAUGUGGGAUUUUCUGUGUUUACCCUCCCUCUGUUCCCCACUGACCCCCCUGGCAGUAAAGGAGGUGCCCAUCGGA